GAUGAGCACAGAGGACGCUGGCAACAGGACCUCUCCCACCCCACCUCUCCUUGGGCUUCUGGUUUCAACCACUGAGCUGGUCCCACCCAGUCCCGCAUCCCCCAAGAUGGCAGAGCCGCUGCCUGUCAUCGUCGCGCUCGUCUGCAUCUUCCUCCUCCUGGCGACCUUUGUCAUCUUUGUCACCCUCUGCAAGCCAGCGGCGCUGGACCAGUCCCGCUUUGGGCCCCACGAGUGCAUGCCCCAUCACCCGGCGGAUGCCAGCGAGCCCCAGCUGAGGCUCUGGAAGCGGCUGGGCUCCCUGCGCCAUUCCAUCAACACCUUCAGGAGGAGUCGGCCAGUGUCCCAGAGCCAGCUCGCCUGCCCCAGAAGCUCCCCCGCCAGCCAGGACUGGGACAUCAUGGAGUCCACCAAAAUGUGAUCCUGCUCUGCAGGAACUAAAUCACCCCGCAUUGCUAUUCUUUCCCAAGCUUUUGGUUCCGGCUCAGCUCCCUCCUCAAGCAGCCCCUGGUAUCCUGGGCAUCCCGGCAGAGCCCCUUUGAGCAGCUCAUUUCCAGGCAAUGGCUCUGCAAGGCAACAGGAGAUUUUGCUAUUUCAUGUUCCAGAAUGCUUUCCAGGUUACUGUUCCCUGGCAGGAAAGGUGGAGGCAUCCAAACUACACCCACACGCAGCUAUCACCGGGCAGUCAAAAAAAAUAUUGCUGCUUAAUUUCUUUUGGAAAACAUUGUGCAAGUUGCGAGGCACCUGUACAAACAGCCUGGGCGAGAGCAGAGCAACCUGGCUGCCUAACAAAUAUCGCCUUGCAGAGAGGCUUCCCGGGGCAAACGUGCUCCACAAAAAGCAAUCCUCAGCUGAGAUUGCCCCCGAGACGUGCUCCUGAGCAGGUGGAGGAAGGCUCGUGCCCCCCGUGCGCUGCCUGGUCCCCGUCUUCCCUCUCCCCAUGCAACGAGCCAUGGGUUGCUGCAGUUGAUGCUUGGAAGGAUGCGCGCUACAGCUGCCUGCUGGAAACCUGCUUCAAUAAAUGAGCAGCGGGAGCAGGUAAACACGCCUGUAAAUGCAUUAAAGAGGCCUUUUGAAGCUCGCAGCAGCUGCCAGCUUGGAAAGCCACCGCGCAAGGCUGAGCUGCUCGUUGCUGCUGGGAAAGGGUACAACGGCCAGCAGGUAAUCUGACGUGCUCGAAGAAAUCAGUAGGAAAAAGAACUGGUUUAGUUCUUCCAGGUCUGCAGCUCGUGCUAAGUUGAGCCGUCAGGUUCACCCCUUUGGGUGAAGUCUCCAUGCCCGGUGAGGCCCCACGGCAAGCACCAAACCCUGUCUCUCUGGGUUUCGCAUGGUUUCUGACCCUCGCGGGGUGCAGCUCAGCAUCAGGACCUCCCUGGGCUGCCUGGGACGUUCCCGCUCUCCUCCGGCCCUGGGCUGCCUGGCUUUCGGAGAAGGGGAUGGGAAACCUUCAAAAACUCUCUUGUUGCCAUAGGGAUGUGGGGAUGUAUUUGAAGGGGGAGACCUUCAGUACAAAUGGUUCACUUUUAAAGGUGUAAAUUAAACUAGCCCAGGUGAUUGCCCAUUUCCAUUUCCCUCUGAUUUUGUUCUGUGGAAAACAA
This is a messenger RNA of Harpia harpyja (harpy eagle), 1595 nucleotides long. RefSeq names its product chromosome 10 C10orf105 homolog (gene C10H10orf105). The coding region runs from base 2 to 418 and encodes 138 amino acids. The record is from RefSeq and is a predicted model, not a curated record. The transcript has a single exon. NCBI's taxonomy places the organism in Eukaryota, Metazoa, Chordata, Aves, Accipitriformes, Accipitridae.